This is a messenger RNA of Mus musculus (house mouse), 3019 nucleotides long. RefSeq names its product ornithine transcarbamylase (gene Otc). Lineage: Eukaryota; Metazoa; Chordata; Mammalia; Rodentia; Muridae. Bases 93 to 1148 code for a protein of 351 amino acids. The record is from RefSeq and is marked validated. Gene Ontology annotation, biological process: response to biotin; response to nutrient levels; amino acid metabolic process. Gene Ontology annotation, cellular component: mitochondrial inner membrane; mitochondrion; mitochondrial matrix. The transcript is spliced from 10 exons. Gene Ontology annotation, molecular function: identical protein binding; amino acid binding; ornithine carbamoyltransferase activity.
AUUCUUAGCUUGCCAGUGGCCCCCACUGCCUGCCUGCCUGCCUGUGGAGCUCUCUAGACCACAGAUUCCUCCUUCACUCUAGCAAAAAGAAGAUGCUGUCUAAUUUGAGGAUCCUGCUCAACAAUGCAGCUCUUAGAAAGGGUCACACUUCUGUGGUUCGACAUUUUUGGUGUGGGAAGCCAGUCCAAAGUCAAGUACAGCUGAAAGGCCGUGACCUCCUCACCUUGAAGAACUUCACAGGAGAGGAGAUUCAGUACAUGCUAUGGCUCUCUGCAGAUCUGAAAUUCAGGAUCAAGCAGAAAGGAGAAUAUUUACCUUUAUUGCAAGGGAAAUCCUUAGGAAUGAUUUUUGAGAAAAGAAGUACUCGAACAAGACUGUCCACAGAAACAGGCUUUGCUCUGCUGGGAGGACACCCUUCCUUUCUUACCACACAAGACAUUCACUUGGGUGUGAAUGAAAGUCUCACAGACACCGCUCGUGUCUUAUCUAGCAUGACAGAUGCAGUGUUAGCUCGAGUGUAUAAACAAUCAGAUCUGGACACCCUGGCUAAAGAAGCAUCCAUCCCAAUUGUCAAUGGACUGUCAGACUUGUAUCAUCCUAUCCAGAUCCUGGCUGAUUACCUUACACUCCAGGAACACUAUGGCUCUCUCAAAGGUCUUACCCUCAGCUGGAUAGGGGAUGGGAACAAUAUCUUGCACUCUAUCAUGAUGAGUGCUGCAAAAUUCGGGAUGCACCUUCAAGCAGCUACUCCAAAGGGUUAUGAGCCAGAUCCUAAUAUAGUCAAGCUAGCAGAGCAGUAUGCCAAGGAGAAUGGUACCAAGUUGUCAAUGACAAAUGAUCCACUGGAAGCAGCACGUGGAGGCAAUGUAUUAAUUACAGAUACUUGGAUAAGCAUGGGACAAGAGGAUGAGAAGAAAAAGCGUCUUCAAGCUUUCCAAGGUUACCAGGUUACGAUGAAGACUGCCAAAGUGGCUGCGUCUGACUGGACAUUUUUACACUGUUUGCCUAGAAAGCCAGAAGAAGUGGAUGAUGAAGUAUUUUAUUCUCCACGGUCAUUAGUGUUCCCAGAGGCAGAGAAUAGAAAGUGGACAAUCAUGGUCUCACUGAGAUCUCACCAUGCCCCUUGCCUUGGAUCACUCUUCUUAUAAGAAGACUUCGCUUAAUGAAAUUCCAAAGGGAGGGCUAUGCUAAAGUGAAUGCAGAGAGUCUAACAAUGCUGCACCGGCUGUCAAGAAAGCCCUUCUACCAACCAGCUUUAAAACAAACCAUCUGUGUCAUCUUAGAUAAAUUGUCUCAACCUUCAGUGGGCUCACCCAUAAAAUGAGCCCACUGAGUCACAGAGAUUACAAAUGAGGGAUAAUUUUAUUUAGGUCACUAAUGUCAUCAAUAGGCUACUUUGAGUCCUGUGUGGAGGGGAAUCUUGUGUCUGUGGUGUAGAACAGAAAGAGAGGCAAAACUGAUCAAUUACCAUUCUUGACAUGAAUGCUGAGAAGGUGGCAGUCAACGGCUGACAGCUGUGUCCUUGUGCCUGUGCUGAAGGAUUUGGAGGUCCCUUGGAGUUCAUUUCAUUUCAGCCAUGUGAUCUGAGCUCCUAAACUUUGCCAGAUUCUCUGCCCGGCAUUGCGGGAUUUAAAAUGAAAAUACAAAAGAAUAAUACGCAGCCCUCACACAGCCUGUUACAAUUUCUAAGUGCAGAGCAUUUUCGAGCAGGAUGAGACCUUAGGGAGGUCAUCUGGACUGCAUUCCCGUUUUAAAAGCAAUAAAAUUAUUCCCUGCUUCUUCAGAAUGACCUUUAGAUUCCGCACUGCUGUGAUCAUUUGUUCUUGGAGGAUGCUCUAAAUGGACAAUAUUCUACAAUUGUUCUAUCAAUCCAGGAGCCACUGGGUACACACAGCUAUUUAAAUUUAUAUUAAACUUUAAAAAAUUAAAGAUUUAAUUCCUUGGUCAAACUAACCUCAAACCUCACAUUAAGUGUCCAAUAUUGUCUGUAGCUAGUGGCUACUGUAUUAGACAGUACAAGCAGGUCAUUUUCACCAAUGCUGACAGUUUUAGUGAACAGCACUCCUCUAGGGAAUGCUUUUCUACUAUAUAACUUCAUUUAAAAUCAGGAUGAAAGCAAGAAGAAAAGUGACUACCUGUCCUCCACAUCUGAGAUACAUACAAUGACUAUUGUAAGGUCCAUCACUCCAAGAAUACAGAGAGAGCCUGUCCCUAACCUGUGUAAGAUCACGAAAGCAAACGUGUGCUGUUAGAGUUCCUUUAUAAGGCCUCCACAGUGAGUACUUUCCAACAAAUCUACUCCGAACACAAUAUUCGCUCCAUAGUGCACACAUCUUUAAAAACAGAAACAUAAAGCACACACAUUCCUCCCCAGAAAAUUUGUUUUUGUAUUUUUCUGUGAUUAGUGAGAAAGCAAUACUUAUAAAACUACUGGUAUGUUUUUCCCCUCUGUAUACAUCCUUUUAACUCAUAGUACUAAAGUAACCUAAAGAGACUCUUAAAUGCAGUUAUCUAGGUGGUCCUUAAGUAUGUAACACCUUUGCAAAUAUAAUUCACAGUACUCAAAAUUAUUCUCCAAGCUAACACUGCCAUCUAAAAUACAGUAUGCCCAGUUAAAUGGCAAUGUCAGAUAAAAAAAACUAAUUUUUAUAUAAGUAUGCUCCACAUACUAUUUAGAACAUACGUGUAGCAAAAUAGAGUAUUGUUUAGAUGUAAUUUUUGACUCUGGCAAAACCGCCCAUUCCUAGUAUUUUUGUUUGUUUGUUUGUUUGUCUUAUUUUUGUGAAACUAAGCUUAACAUGUUGUAUGACUCUGAGCAAUAAAGGAAAACCUGAGAUGCAGAUCUGUAAACCACUAAAACAGAUUGAACAGUUUUACCUGUUACAUGGUUCCCCCACACCACUGAAAUGUCCUCCCUGGCUCCUUUUUAACGGUGUCCUUCUUUACCAAGGUCUCCCUGGGCUGUCCAAUCUCCAGCAUCCUUCUAACCACUAUAAAAGAUUUUUUUGUCUAAAAGUAA